AUGACUAUCAAGAUGACAACGUCUUAUGGCGCAGACAAGUGGGUCGACUUGUCCUUGUUCCAGAGCAUUGUUGAUAUUGCAGAACUGCUGGAUUUUGCAUCGUUGGACGAGUCUUACAUUGCCUUCAUGCCAUCUGCAAUCAACUUAGACAAGCCAAGGGUGGAUGAGGUUUGUAUAAAACCACAACCUUCGUUACACAGUAGCGCCGUGAGACUUCAAGACUCCGAGCUACCUCUGUUGCUGGCAAGCUCCCUCCCAUCUCAAUAUCUGAAAACACAUGAUGAGGUCCCCCAAAUUCAACUUUCGAGCUCCGGCGAGUCUACCAGGGUCAAGGAGCAUAGACGGCCUGCCAUCCUAAAGUGUCGCCUUCGUGCUGAAGUCUCGUUGCAUCGCUGUGAAGUCGUCUGGCUAGGGGAGAUUCGUUUCACUCAGAGUGCCAAGUGUCUCGGCAAUUCCAACUUUUUCCCCUCGUCAAGCAAGAAAUCAGCCAGCAGACCUGCAACGGCGACAAGUAAAGCCAAUGUCGUGGGCGCACUCAGUUCGCAGCCCAUCAGCACCUUCCCUGAGAAUCAAGCUGUUUUGCGCACGCUCUCACGUAGUGCGCAAUUCGAAGAAGCAGAGGAAGCGCUGACAGCCCAAAUCCUGCCAAAGCUGAGGACCCUAUCGCGCCAGAGCCACCGCCAGUGUACUUACGCCACAGGACUGGUCGAGUAUCAGAGUAGGCCGUGCAUCAUGGUUGUGGUGGACGAACCUGACCGCCUGGCAGGAUGCCUCGACUCAACAUAUGGCGGUCUGGCCGUGGUCGUUCUCAAGGUUCAGCUUGCACGCAUGCUCACCUGGCAAACCGAACCACUGGUGAUCAGUUGUGGAAAUGACCAGCAAUGGCCAUACCGAAUCCAUGCUGCCUCUUUAGCACAUCAUGCUGACUUUGUGCAAUGGCUAUAUGCUCCCGCCUUAGGUCCGCCGACCGCCACUUUUGUGGAUCGGUUUCGUACCAAACCAAUUCGGCUUGCCACUUGGCUAUGUCUGCGUCCUGUCACAAACGAUUGGUUCAAGCGUCUCAUGUGCGAAGUCAGCCCAAGCCGGGACACUCGGCCUAUUUCACAACAGGCUCCACUUGUGCGUGCUUUGCCAGCACAAUUCGAGCAGUGUCGCAUUGUCAGCCCCGCAGAUGAUGACCUGGCCUUGAUGCUCAAGGAGCUAGAGGCAGACAUAGCCAAGUGGCAAGCCGAAUUGGUUUGGUACGAAACCGAUCCACAAAAGUGGCGGUCGGCGGACCUAAGGCGGGAGCAUAUAGCCAUUGCACAAAGUCAGCAUGAUGUGCUAAAGAGGCAGCAUGGAUUCGGUAUGACCAUUGCUGGUCAUUUCCACCUGCCGGAACGUGGCAAUCGCUAUUACAGUGACUGUGCUCUCAUACAACUGACAAACCCUACGAAAAUUACAGUCAGGAGCAACCUCAUCGGUCCUGGCGGGAAAUAUUGUGAAGGCUUUAUUGACCCAGAACUCCUUGUUGGCAGGGAGGAACUCUUCAAGAUUGGCCGCAGUUCAGGGCUGACAACGGCGAGUCUCAAUGGCUACAAGCUCAUUGCUGCUAUGAAUACGCCGUUUGGGGUUGCCGAGGAAGUUCCGAGUUACGCGAUGUGGAAGGAGGAUUAUCAGAACAUUGUGUCGCAACCAGGAGACUCUGGAGCCGCGGUCAUUUGGGCAGAACAUUCCAUGGCUGUCGGACUGCUCUUCGGCGGAGUGAUGGUCGAAGUUGAAACAAAACAUGGAAGAAGAGUGGUUGAUUCGAGCCUAUUCCAGAAUAUUCUCGACAUCGCUCAAUUGCUAGACAUAGAGCCCCUUGUCGACUAG
This is a messenger RNA of Protomyces lactucae-debilis, 1854 nucleotides long. RefSeq lists its product as uncharacterized. Bases 1 to 1854 code for a protein of 617 amino acids. The transcript is spliced from 7 exons. NCBI's taxonomy places the organism in Eukaryota, Fungi, Ascomycota, Taphrinomycetes, Taphrinales, Protomycetaceae. The record is from RefSeq and is a predicted model, not a curated record.